Messenger RNA from Anastrepha ludens (Mexican fruit fly), 12027 nucleotides. RefSeq names its product nephrin (gene sns). Bases 1043 to 5644 code for a protein of 1533 amino acids. Gene Ontology annotation, cellular component: cell-cell junction. Gene Ontology annotation, biological process: cell-cell adhesion. NCBI's taxonomy places the organism in Eukaryota, Metazoa, Arthropoda, Insecta, Diptera, Tephritidae. Gene Ontology annotation, molecular function: cell adhesion molecule binding. The transcript is spliced from 23 exons. The record is from RefSeq and is a predicted model, not a curated record.
AUUCGGUAUUGACGUUUUAAUUUACUCUGUAUCCGUGUACGCGGGUUGUGUCAAUGAAAUUCAGAAAAAAGUGUGUGCAUAUACAUAAAAAUACAUAUGUACAUUCGAUUCUCUUUUGGACAAAACGGAAGUGUGUGGGCAUUUUAAUUGUCGUUUGCUUGCCAUCUCGGCAUUUGGACAAUACUACGUCCAUAAAAUAGUUAUACAUAUGUAUAUAAUCAAAAAUAUGAUUCAAUGAGCUACAAAUAUUAAAUUUAUAGUUUGAAAGGUGGCACAAAGAAAAAACUGGUAAUGCUACGACUCUGUUUGCCAAAAAAAUCGAAAAUGUUUAUUGUGUGUAUUCCUAAGUGUGGAUGAACGUGAAUACGAAUCCAGAUGCACAUGCAAUUAGGAUUUUGUGUAUUGAUACAAAUUAAAAAACCUUAAAUAUUCAUAUACAAUAUGAAUUUUAGGUUGCACAUUUAUAUUUACUUAUGUGCUUACAUAUGUCUGUGUCUUUGAAAACUAUAUGUAGUUGCAUUUGAGUUGAGUGCAGUGAGAAAUUCAAUUAUUCCAAUCAUUUAUACAUAAAAAUUUGCAUUUGUAACCAGCAAAAACAAAGGUACAAAUAAAUUCACUCAUUUGAUUACAUCAAUAAUGUGAAAACGCAAACGGUAAAAUACAAUACUAUAAGUUAAAGUGAUUUUUUUAAACAAUCAGAGUCAUUCAAAAAUCGAUUCCGAAAAAGCAAAGUUUUACCUGUGAGUUUCUUAAACCGAUGCCUAAUAGCAUAUAUUUUGCGUAAAAGUAGCAAUAUAAAGAUUACUAUUUUAUUAACAUAAAUACUAAAAAUAAAAAACGAUUCAUUAAAAAAGGUAAAACCUAAAUAAGCACAUAUAUUUUGAAAUGAAAUAGUUAACGAAUAAAAAUAGUCUUGGAAUGGAACGAGGGAUAAAAAUGAAGAAAUUAAAUUAAAAGUGUUCACCAAUCAAGAUAUCCCUUAAAUUAAAUUAAACGGUGAAAAAGACAUGCUAUCUUGAAGAAACGCAUCCAUAAAUACAAAAUGGUACGGCGACUAGAACCAGAAAAACGGAAAGACAGCAAGACUGAAAAUUCAUUCACAAGGCGAAACAUUGAAGAAGCCAACAGCAAAUGGCGACUACGGUGCCCAUUUCAUCUAUACCAAGUUUUUAGUUGGCAACAAUAUCGAAGAGUUCGCCUUCUUAAUUGUCGUGUAAUGCCCAAUGGAUAUUUUUUGCUCCUGCUUAUCACAGUUCUCCUACCUCCUUCAUUGGCCCAACAGCAAAAGUUUCGUGUUACCCCAUACGAUCUUCAAGUGCUUGAAGGUGCAGAAGCCAUGAUGCGAUGUGAAGUAUCUAAUCAAGCAGGUGCUGUGCAAUGGACGAAAGAUGGGUUUGCCCUUGGCUUCUCAGCCGUUAUUCCAGGGUUUAGCCGUUAUUCGGUUUUGGGAGACCGAAAGCAAGGCGUAUAUAACUUACGAAUAUCGAAUGCUUCUAUCACAGACGAUGCAGAAUAUCAGUGUCAAGUAGGACCGGCGCGACUUAACUCAGCUAUCCGGGCAAACGCAAAGUUAACUGUAAUAUCUUCACCUUCGUCCAUUGAAAUACAAGGUUAUGCACACAAUUCAAAGGUAGAAGUGAGGGAAAAUCAGGAUUUGUCGUUAAAUUGCAUUGUAGAGAAUGCAAAGCCAGCUGCACAAAUAAUUUGGUAUCGAGGAAACGUGGAAUUCAAACAAGGACAACGCGUUGAUAAAGUUGAAGAAACUUCUUCAAAGCGAUAUACUACGAAGUCAACCCUGAACAUAAAACCGAAUGCUGAUGAUGACUACACGGAAUACACCUGCCAAGCAAAGCACAAAGCAUUGCCACCAGACAUGCCGAUGCGCUCGACUGUUCAACUUUCAGUUCUUUAUCCUCCUGGGCCUCCCUACAUCGAAGGCUAUACACAGGGCGAAAUUCUGCGAAGGGGUCAAACAGUGGAACUGAUAUGCCGAAGUAGAGGUGGAAAUCCACCAGCGCAAUUGAUUUGGUAUAAAAAUGGAUCCCAAAUACGGAUGGCUUAUAGGACUGCUGGGCGCCUCUCCGAAAAUAUAUACACCUUUACUGCAGAAGCAAGCGACAAUAAUGCACGUUUUCGAUGCGAAGCUAGCAACGUUAUGUCUCAAACACCUUUGAAAGCAGAAAUAGAUAUAACAGUACUGUUUGCUCCAACGCAUUUAUCCAUCUUGGGCCCUACUGAAGCGCGCGUUGGUGACGUAGUACCUUUAACGUGCUCUACUGCUCCAUCUAAUCCACCAGCGGAAAUAAAAUGGAUGGUUGGUGGCCGCCAAAUUCGUAAUGCGACUGCAAAGACAAAUGUCAGCCCUGAAGGCGGAUGGAUUACUGUUUCGAACAUAACAGCAACGGUUGAGCCUAAUAAAAAAUCUCUUGUAGUAAUUUGUCAUGGACUCAAUAUGCAGCUAACAGAGAACGUUGUUUCAACACAUACAGUAAAUAUUUUGUAUCCGCCGUCUUCCCCAAUAAUCUCAGGAUAUAUGGAAGGGCAAAUUAUACCAGCGGGUUCUGUUCAGAAACUAUUGUGUGUCUCCUCGGGCGGAAAUCCCUUAGCUACACUCACUUGGUAUAAAAAUGAUAAACGGAUUAAUUCAGUGAUACGUACGGCCGAUAAGUCUGUUUCUGCCGAAAUAACUAUUCUGGCAAAUGUAACCGAUAACCAGGCUCAAUAUCGAUGCGAAGCAUCUAAUAGUGCAACCGAAAUACCCUUAUUUGAGAGCACUAUUCUCAGCGUUCAUUUUGCACCUGAAACUGUUAAAAUUCGUGUUGAACCAGAAGAACUUAAGCCUGGCGUGGAGGUGACUAUAGUUUGUGACUCAAGUUCAAGCAACCCACCAGCGAAACUUACUUGGUGGAAAGACGGUAUUCCUAUUGACGGCAUAAAUAAUUCAUCUAAGCCUGGAUUGUGGGGUGGUACGGUCUCGACUUUGGAGUUUAAAGUGAACGUCUCUCAGGAAAUGAACGGUGUGGUGUAUACAUGUCAGAGCGCAAAUGAAGCAUUACAGCGAAGCGUACAUGAGGCAAUCUGCUUAAAUGUUCUUUAUCCACCACUGUUCCUUCCGCCUCCGUCAUCUACAGCUGUAGGGGUUGAAGGAGAAUCAUUACAAGUUACUCUCAGCGCUACAGCAAAUCCAAUGUCUAUUUUGUACACAUGGACAAAGGAUGGCUUACCCGUACCUUCAACUUCAACCAGUAAUGGAGGCGCCGAACAUCGAAUAUAUGCCGACGGAGCUAACCUUAACUUUACAAAGCUAAAUCGGAAUGAUGCUGGAAUUUAUUUAUGUGAAGCCAGCAAUUCAGAGGGUUCUGCUAAACUUAACAUUACCAUUGUGGUAGAAUAUGGCACGUCAAUAAAAACUAUAUCCGAAAACGUUGUAGUAAAUCCAGGCGAAGAUGCAAUGUUAUCAUGUACUGUAGAAGGAAAACCGUUAACUGAGGAGCAUAUUAAAUGGGAGAGAGUUGCUUAUGAUAUGACAAUAAAAACCACAACUUCUUUCGUCAAUGGCACUUCAUAUCUUCAUAUAAAAAAUGCACGCCGGGAAGAUGUCGGAAGUUUUCGAUGCAUUGCGGAUAAUCGUGUUGCUAAUCCCACAAACCGCGAUGUCCAACUCAUUGUCAAAUUUGCGCCUGAAAUUGACAAAUCACCAACAUUUUUACGUGCAGCGAGUGGAACGGGUGAACGAGGUCGUCUACCAUGUCGUGCUCAAUCUGCUCCAAAACCAAAGUUCAUCUGGCGUCAAGAAGGCAAAGAUCUACAAGUAAACCGCACCUAUAAAUAUGAAGUUGAAGAAAGGAAAAUUGACUCAUUGACAUAUGAAUCCACUCUGAUAAUUGAAAAAGUGGCACCAGCCGAUUAUGGAGCUUAUGAAUGUAUGGUAAUAAAUGAAUUGGGCCAGACCACGGAAUCGAUUCGGUUGGAUAUUACCUCCCAACCCGAUACACCACUUAGUUUAAAUAUAUUAAAUGUUACACAUGAUAGUGUUUCUUUAGCGUGGACUCCGGGAUUUGAUGGAGGAAUAAAAGCAUCUUAUAGAGUUCGAUACAGGGAGGCAAGCCGGGAUCAAUAUAAAUAUAUCGACAGUUUGCCAAACAGCCAUAAGUUAACCAUAACUGGCUUAAAAACAAACACUCUGUACUUAUUCUCUGUAAUGGCAUACAACGAUUUGGGAAGCAGUAAAUAUCUACCCGAUUUACAACGAGCGCAAACGAAAGAAGCUCCGCCACCUUCUCAGCCAGCCUCAUCGUUGGGUGGACCACCGACAACUACUUCCACACCAUUAGGAGGCACUUCUGGUUUACUCUUGCUAGUCGGCGUUAUUUCUGGUGUGACGGUAGUACUUUUAAAUAUUUUCAUCAUCGGAUGUUGCCUGCACAAGCGCAAUCAAAAACGUCUUAAACGAGAGGGAUUGGAUAUAUCGACGGAAGAGCUAACUGAGGACUCAAGUACUCCCAAUCUGGUAAUACUUGGAAUUUGCAUGGCAGCAUUUGGUUUUUUGGUGGUCAACGCUGCUUUAGUCGCUUGGUUUUUUGUACAUAAUCGUCGGAAGAAAGCUGAGAGUGAUAAUCAACCAGGCAAAACAGCAACAAUAGAAAUGUAUGCGCCGAGCUCCUAUAACGAUACCGUCACAGGCGAGACUUUGUCUAGUGUUUCAGAGAAAAGUGAAUCGUACUCAAAUGAAGGAAGCCAAGCGGAAUACACUGAUGAAGCCCGUAAGAAAGCAGCUUCAACGUAUUUGGUCGAAAGUACAGAUAUGCCGCCUCCUCGUUAUCAAAAAGAUGGUACCAUGCCCAUUGUAUAUCCGAACAACAUUGUUAAUGCACGAACUUUACCACAUCCGCGUCACCACAGUAAUGUUACAAAUAUAUUAGAUCACCGAGCUCACGAUGAUCAAAUUCUCAUCAACAAAGGAGUGUAUAUUCCGUCCCCUUCGCCAGCGCCGCCGCCUGAUGGUUCAUAUUAUAAUAUGAAUAGUGACAGAUAUCUUUCGUACCCGCCUAUGGAUUAUUCUCCACAAAUGGAUUUUGCAACUCCUCCACUUCCCAUGACGCAUCUUCAACCUAUAUCUCAAGCAUCUAUUAUUAGUGGUAACGCCAUGAUGGGAUCAGUUGGCGGUGGUAGUGGUACCCUUCGUCGAGGCAUUAUGCGUGGAGUUGUAGGCAUGCCACCACCAGACGUUACUCAACUUACAAGUACGAGUAUGCCUGGCACAAAUAACAUCCAAAUUCUACAUGAACUGCACCCAAUAAAUAUUUCGAAUAAUUCAUGCUCCACUCAAACCACAAGCAUAACAGGCAAUGGAAGCAUGAUGUCAACGAUCCCAAGCUGUACCUCCAAACAACCUCAGAGCAUUCUGAAGGAUCCAAAUAGGACUAAACCUCAGCAACAGCUUUUAAGUGCAAAUCUUGUAGGUGUGGGUGUGCCCACAGCUUCUGGUAGCCUUCAAAUUCUAAAUAUUCCCACAUCUGCAGGCAUCAGUGGAAACUUACUGAUGACUGCGAGUGGAACAUACGAUCCGGCAAAUCUUAGCACAUUUAAUACUACAACAGGCACGACAUUGGCUUAUACCGAUGCCGAUGGCCACUUGGUAUAGCUGUAGGAGAGCAAGCGACCACCGAUGGAAGUUGCACUAACCGUAAUUAGUGCCUCUUCGGAUUCCGCUGCUGUUACAGCCAGCCCCAAUAGUGCACGCUAUUGACAAACAAAUAAUACUCGUACAAUUGCACAGGUCAAAGUGAGAAAAUAUUGCAGAAAAUACAUUAAAUAGGCAAGAGAAAAAGAUACUGAGACUACAAUUAAGGGUAAAUUUAAGCUUAAAUUUAAGACUAUUGCGUAUCAACCUAAACGACCUGAUGCUGAUAUGGUUGCAUUAAAAUUGUCAAACGUAUGACAAGUGCCCAACUAAUUUUCAUCAUCGUAAUGUAUGCACUGAAUCCAAAUUAACAGUUUUACAGUUCGUUUAAAAAUGCGAUCGGUUAUUUGUUAUAGAAAAUGUAAUACAAAUAAGAAUUCUCGUUUUUGGAGUAUGAGUUAUUGUUGUUUCUGCUAUACCAUAUUUAUAUGGAAAAUAAAAAAGAUUUAUUACAUAUUUUCUAAAAAAUUCACGUGUUGAUUGUGUUAAACUCAAUACAUAUUACUACCAUAUGAACAGUUAUUAUCAACUAAAACAUUGUGCACAAAUUUUCUUUUAUGACUGGGGAGAUGAAUUCGGAUUAUAUUUACAUAUAUCUGAACUAUAUCCACCUACAUAUCUAACAUCUAUCGAAGGCUAAUCGCUUUACAUUCCUGAAAUUUCUAAUUGAAUAUUAUCGUUUUAAAGGGUGAUUAAUUCAUAUGUAUCCGCGACGUUAGCUUCUAAGCAUCCUUUAUUUGAUGUUUCGCCGAGCUUUUCCUCUAAUUUGUGCAUUGAGUUCGUGUUUAACAGAAUGGUAGGAACGCACAAACCUCCUCGGCAACGAUAUAAAAACUUUGUUUCGCCAUAAAGUCGAAAGUAUGAAAGCUAAUUAUUUAUAUAUAUUUGCAUGAUUCAGUAUUAAAAGGUUUGGUCAGUAAGCAGCUUUUCCGUUCCCGCUUGACAAAUCGACUCCCUUAGCAAGAUACUGCGUUGCUAACUCUAGAAAUUUUGAGUAAAAGUGGAGGAAAAGCCAGAUUUUUACAGCACCAACUCGCUCAGAAGUUUGCACUGGUAUGUCCAGGGUCAUUAUGCCCUGAAAUGCAUCCGGCCAUACCACUUAAAUCAGGGCAUCAUAGAGCAAUUCUUUGGAUCAAUGCGUGCGAAAGAUAGACUUUUUGAUAAUCUGAGACAGAUGCAUUUCAAACAUAGGUUACGGAAGUACUACUAGGUAAGGUUGCAUUAAAUAUUCAAAAAUUAUCAAGAAGAGUACUUUUAAUAACAUGUAAUUGCUGUUAGUGGUCACGUGCAAACUGAUGCAACCGCAAGGAGAAGAGUUGGAUAGUCUCAAUCAGGACGCUAUGGUAUAUAUAACUGCCUACCUUUAAAUGGGUUGAAUGAAGUGUCCAGAGCACUUUUGUAAGGGAGUGUCAAAACUCGAAUGCCAUAAGUGAGCAAACAUUCAAUAAUUGAAUCAUAACGCAUAUGCAUGUAUGUAUAUAUAAGUAAAUUUUUUAAAUUUUGAAGUGUUCUGAAGGCUUAAAAACCCAAAACCGAAAAUAUUUUCCGAAGGAAAAUUUCUCUGAAAUAACAAAAAGCAAAGAUAUUACGUACGUAGUGUGAAAAAUAGCUAGUUUUGUUAAGCACGCACGUGUGGAAUAUUACCAUUACCCACUUCUCCAAUGUUCAAUUUCAGCCGAUCAAACUCGAAUCAUUUGGGUUGUAAUAGAAUUGGAUUUUUGCUGUACUCCUGUCACAAACUAACUUCUAAAAGUUUUGACGCUAAGUUUAACUUAAUGCUGUUAACCAAAGUCUUUAUUUAAAUCGGAAUAUUACGUUUUUUAGUUAACCACUCCUGUGUUCUAACACAAAAUUUUCUUAUCAAACUCUAAAUAUUUAAUAUUUAAGUUUGUGAACAAAAAAACCAUCAGUGCAUUUCUGUCAUAAAAACAAAUUUCGGUCAAAGUUUAAAACGAAACACAAUUCUCUCUUUCAAAAGUUUGAAAGGUUUUUGACAGCAGACGUUAUAAAAUUACCACAUUCAGUCAUGCACACCAGGUACAGUGAAUAGGUGGAAUCAUAAGAUCGGUUAGGUACUUGUUAAAUACACACAAUAUAUACAAAUGUGCUUACUUGAAGCAAUUAAAGGAGUAAGAAAAGAUUUGCCAAAAGCCGACUGAAAUUUAGUAACAUUUUGUUCCAUUGACGAAACAAAACAAUUUUUAUUAAAACCUAGACAAUUAAUACAUAUGUAUGUACAUAUAUAAUAACACAAUAAACAUGCUGUACAAUUUCUUUAUAGCUAGUAUAUAGAUGAAAACAUUAAUAAAUAGCUUACGAAUAUGAAUUCGCCAGAAUUAAAGAAAGAUCGAAUCAUGUUAAUUAAUAAUUAGGAUAUUUACAUAUUAAGAAUCGGUACAAUAGAUAUUUCCCUUCAAAUUUAUUAAUUAUAUAAGAUUUAUGAAAAAUUGCAUUUAUAAUUAAUAACAUUAACUUAUUCUAAAUCGAAUGAUUGCGCAUCCAUUUUUUAAAUAUGAUCAUAGAUUAAUUUCAAGUUAGUUUAAAUCCUAGGAAAAUUAAAGGAGUCAAUUUUUUAUGAAUUUGGACUGGAAUUUCUCCAUAGAAAGCUCUCUGUAAAAAUAAAGUUAGCCAAACAAGUUCUUCACACAGAAGAUAUAUCCAUGCAUAUGUAUGUAUGUGUGUACAUUGAUUAUGUUAGCUAUUCUUUCUGAAUUAUUAAAGUGCAUACAUAUGUACAUACUCUUAAAAUCAGUGUAUUCAUACAAAUUCUACCAGCCCAUGAGCGGGCAAUAUCGGUACCAUUUACAAACUAGCGUACUAAUAUGUGUGCACAUUGAGUCUGACCUUUCGUGGAACAGUCUUUCGCCAAUCUAUUAUAAGCUUGAAUAUUGUGUAAUUAAAUAUUGUUGAAGUCAUUGAUAUUAAACAAAAUGAAUGCAUUUAAUUUAUAAACUCCCAUUAAAGUAUUUUUUAUUAUUGUAUAAACAAAAAUGUUAAUAUAAAUACUUAAAUAUACAUAUGUAUGUAACAGAUGAAAUAUCUUACAUACAUGCAUAUAUAUCUUAAUUCUGGUAGCAAGCUUAAGAUUGUUCUGCAGAAAAGCUGACUUAAGGCAAAACGGAUGCAGAAUGACGAUUGUGACCGUCAUGACCGCAGUAAAAGUGACAAUUUGAUAAAUUUAGCUGCCUAAUAAAGACCGGCUCAAAUCUAGUCUGAAAUGGAUGCAGGAUCCGGAAAUUGUUACAAUCCAUAACAACACCACAUACAAAUAAACAUUUGGCGCAGUUGAACAGAUUAAGCACGGCUAGCAUUCGGAUGGGUACUUACACAUUCAAUACGUAUGUAUGUACAUAUGACGCAGAUGUAAUAAGGUCGAAAUUACCGCUCGGUGACUUGUUGAAUUUAAUCCUUUCAACAUUAAUAAUAAUAAUAUUUUUCGAAAGAGUAAUGUUAUGAAACAAUUUUUUACACAUGUAUGUAUGUAUUUUUAAACAUUGCCAUAGUUGUAAGUUAGAAUAAAAUUGUAAAAGGUAUCGGUAAUCGUUGCUUAUGUCUUCCCGUCUAAAUUACCAAACAUCAGACGUAAACUCAUUUAUUAAGAAAUUAUGCAAACACUUUUAUAAAAAUAUUAAGAAUUGUAAUAAAGACUAAAUAACAAUAAUUAAAUUAACAUGAAAAUCUCAAUUCAGAUUUUGUUAAAUACAAAUUAUUAUUGAGUCGAAUAUACAUCAAAUAUUACACGUACAUAUAUGCUCUUAUAUAUAUUGUAUGAUAGGAAGUACCUAACAAUAUUAUGUUAUUUUACUAUGAGGAUGUCAAAUUUGAGAGCAAAGCCCAAAUUAUAUGGCCAAAGCUAGAUUGAUUUGCUGCAUUUACAUUUAUAUCAAUUUUUUUUUUUUAAAUAAGACCGUUAGGCGACCACUCAUUUGCAAUGCUAAAUGUUGAUCUUAAAUAUUUGCUCAAAAAACAAAGAUUCGUAUUUUGUGUUACAACCAUUUUGCUUCCAUCACAUGAUAUAUUUAUUGUACUUGUUGUUUUUCAAUAAACUAAUAACGUUCUCAUUCAGCGGACAUUAAGAAAAAUUUAAAGUGACAUAUUGCGUUUAUGCAGGUUUCAAUAGCAACAUAAUUGUUUUUCCAUCUUCAAAACGUUCUGGCCAUGCGUUCAUUCAAGACGCUUUAGCAUACAUAUUUAUUUAUUAUUAAAUGUAAAGGCCUUAGAAAAUUUCUGAAAUCAAUUACAAAAAAUUGUGUUAUUAUUAUUAUUUUAUUUUAUUAUUAUUUCAUUUUAUUAUUAUUUUAUUUAUUCCAACAAAAUUUGGCGGCCGCCGUAGCCGAAUGGGUGAGUGCGUGAUUACCAUUCGAAAUUCAGAGAGAACGUAGGUUCGUAUCUCGGUGAAACACCAAAAUUAAGAAAAAGUUUUUUCUAACAUCGGUCGCCCCUCGGCAGGCAAUGGCAAACCUCCGAGUGUAUUUCUGCCAUGAAAGAGUUCCUCAUAAAAAUAUCUGCCGUUCGGAGUCGGCUUUAAACUGUAGGUCCCUCCAUUUGUGGAACAACAUCAAGACGCACGCCAUAAAUAGGAGGAGGAGCUCGGCCAAACACCCAAAAAAGGUGUACGUGCCAGUUAUAUAUAUAUAUACAACAAAAUUUAUCAACUGAAUUUCUUAAAUUUUUCUGUUUUUAUGUACUAAAUAUAGUACUUAUAAGAAUCUGACAUACUUACAAAGGGCAAACUCAUAUGUACAUUUAAUUAAAGGUGAUGUGCAUGAGUUCGGUAUGUUUUUUUUUUGUUUUUUUUUUUGCUUUUACUUAAGUAUUUAAAUGUGUAUUUUAUAAUUAUAUAUGGUUUUGUGUAAUUUCGAAAAUUUCGUUGUAUCCUAGAGCUAGGCUUAAUCGUUUUUUGAUAAAUGAUACUCAUAAAGUAGUUAGUAUUCUGAAAAAAUAAGUGUUUGUCCACAUUUUGUGUCUAAUUUUGAUUUACAACUACAAGAUAUAAAAAAUAAGGUACAUAGGGACUUGCGAAAGUAUCCCGGCUGCACUUUUUAUCCCAUAAAACCGAACUUUUUACAAAUAGAAACUGCAAGUGUAUAUUUUUUAUACGCAUUUGUCAGCGAAUUUCGAAUUUCUUUUCAAGAAUUUUCAUAGGCAAUUUCUUACUAUUGUAAUUUUACUGAAAUCAAGCAUUUUUCUUUUUUUUUUAUAAUAGUGCUUAUAACAACUUAUAAAAAACUGCAUAUUCACGUGAAACUAUUAAUUUUUUAAAGUUAGGCGGUAUACUCGGUUUUUCAUUUUCUCGCCCAUUUAAUUUUUUAAAGAACUUCAAAUGGGAAAGAGUUGGUGCGCGACCUCGCCCAUGAAACACCAAAUAUUAGAACGGUUUUUCUAAUAGCGGUAGCUCCUCCGUAGACACGGGCAAAAUGUUUACUUCUCAACUGCAUUCUUCUUGAUUUUUUAUAAAAACUUGAAAGACAUAUUUAUAAACUUUACUAAUUUGACAUAAAGUAUACUCAAUUAAAGGAUACUAAAAACAUCUUUAUUUGUCAUGGCCAAAAAUAAAAAACAAAAUUUCAAAGUGUGUAAAACAUUAAUUUGAAAAUUUAGUCUUUUGAAACUUUAAAGUCCUUUAAAAAAUAACUUGAUAAGAAAAUAAAGAAUUGAGUUUACAGCAUUUCCAUAGAAAAUCUAUAGUUUCACGAAUCGAAUGGGAGCAAUUGAGCAAGAAGAUCCUAUGGGUAAAAAAGAUGUAAAAAUAAGAGAAUGGUGAAAAAUGCCUUUUUGCUCUUUUCGUAAUAAAUCGGGAAUUGAAUCGUAAUUAAAAACAAAACCUUUUUUCUCCUUACUUUCAAAGUGAUUUUCGCUUGCUAAACAGACAUCCUUUGUACUGCUGCCAGCGUUAUUCAACUUAUGCACUACAAAUAAAUUAGUUAAUGCAAUUCAUUUGUUCUCCCGAAGAAAUGUAUCAUUUUCUGUUGAGUUUAAAUAUUCACUUAAGUAACUGCAUUUACAUACCUAUAUAACUAUUUUAUCUCCUCCAAUACCUACUAUUAACGACUAGUGGAAUAACAAAUAUUAUAGUAAACACAAUAUAAAGUUAAACAAAAAAUUCAAAAAUAAUAUAAAACAAUGAGCUAAAGAACGAAUUAAGAAUAAGUGGUAUGUGAAGAUUUUUAUUAUAAAAAUUGCCAAAGAGUUUUUAAAAAGUUUCUUAGGUAACUGUAUAUUCGCAAUUUAAUAUAUAAAAUUUAAAAUUUUAUUAAGAAUUUAAGUUUCAUGAUGAAAAUUAUUAAGAAAAUAUAAAUAAGUAUGCAUACAUUUGUAUGUAAAGAUGAAUAAAUACCAACAUU